Microtus ochrogaster (prairie vole) is the source of this 1212-nucleotide messenger RNA. It is a transcript of the gene Tfb1m, whose product is annotated as transcription factor B1, mitochondrial. Gene Ontology annotation, molecular function: mitochondrial transcription factor activity; rRNA (adenine-N6,N6-)-dimethyltransferase activity. Gene Ontology annotation, biological process: transcription initiation at mitochondrial promoter; rRNA methylation. Lineage: Eukaryota; Metazoa; Chordata; Mammalia; Rodentia; Cricetidae. The record is from RefSeq and is a predicted model, not a curated record. Gene Ontology annotation, cellular component: mitochondrial matrix.
GAACCUUCAAGCCGCGGCGCGGGGGCCCGGCCUGCGCGUGUCGGCCUUAUGGCUUCAGCGGGGAAACUCGGCUCUUUCCGCCUUCCCCCGUUGCCCACCAUUCGGGAGAUCAUUAAGUUGUUCGGACUGCGAGCGGUGAAGCAGCUCUCCCAGAAUUUCCUCCUGGACUUGAGGCUGACAGACAAAAUCGUAAGGAAAGCUGGCAGUCUAGAAGAUGUUUAUGUUUAUGAAGUGGGCCCCGGGCCUGGGGGAAUCACAAGAUCCAUUCUCAAUGCCAAUGUUGCUGAACUUCUGGUGGUUGAAAAGGACACUCGAUUUAUUCCAGGAUUACAGAUGCUUUCUGAUGCAGCACCGGGGAAACUGAGGAUUGUCCAUGGAGAUGUGCUGACAUACAAGGUAGAAAAGGCUUUUCCAGACCACAUUAGGAGACAGUGGGACGAAGAUCCUCCAAAUGUACACAUCAUUGGAAAUCUGCCUUUCAGUGUCUCAACUCCCCUGAUUAUCAAGUGGCUUGAAAAUGUCUCUCUUAGAGAUGGACCCUUCAUCUACGGCAGAACCCAGAUGACGUUAACAUUUCAAAAGGAGGUAGCAGAGAGACUUGUAGCCACUACAGGAAGCAAACAGCGCAGCCGCCUUUCCAUUAUGGCCCAGUACCUCUGCAAGGUUGAGCACCUCUUUACCAUUCCAGGGAAAGCUUUUGUUCCCAAACCAGAGGUUGACGUAGGAGUGGUACACUUUACACCGUUGAUACAGCCCAAGAUCAAGCAACCAUUCAAGCUGGUAGAAAAAGUUGUUCAGAACGCAUUUCAGUUCCGGAGGAAGUACUGCCACCGAGGGCUUGGAAUGCUCUUCCCUGAAGCUCAGCGCCUGGAAAGCACUGGAAGGCUGCUACAGCGGGCGGACAUUGACCCCACCCUCCGGCCCAUCCACCUCUCGCUCAUGCACUUUAAGAGCCUGUGUGACGUGUACAGGAAAAUGUGUGAGGAAGACCCGCAGCUCUUUGCUUAUAAUUUCAGAGAUGAGCUCAAGCAAAAGAAAAGAAAAGGCCAAGGGAAAGAUGAGGACCCAGAAAGCUGGGAGUCCUAACGGCUUCUCUGAGGGCUCCACAUCCACAGUGUGGGUCCUCUGCAUCUGUAAAGACAAACACCAGUGAGUAACCAGAUGACUUACUUACAUGCCAUUACUUAAGAAAAUAAAUAGCAAGUAGAUACA